AAUUGGUGUUGGUGUAGAGAGUAGAGGCCAACCCCACGCCUCCUCCUAGUUAAGACCGUAGCUCGCCGGAGCUGGAUGGAUCCAACCGUGUCCACUCGUUUCGACAUAUUUGGGAUUUAUCGCCGAUACUGUGAUGUCAGGACAGUAAAUGGAUAUGGUCAUGGGGAUGAUUACAGAGGAAACAAUGAAUCACAGAUGACUAAAUAUUCAAGGGAGGCAUUAAUUCAGCUCUUAAAUCUGGUGCAGUUGAAACUACAUCCUAGGAUAUCAAUUUUUGAUGAAGUUUUCAAGCUAAUGUCACGGUUAGACUUGGUGGUAGACUUUUCUGAAUUCUCGCGCUUCUAUGAUUUUGUUUUCUUUAUGUGCCGUGAAAAUGGUCAGAAGAAUAUCACUGUAAAUAAGGCGAUUACUGCAUGGAGGUUAGUAUUAGCUGGGAGGUUUCGGUUGCUGAAUCAAUGGUGUGAUUUUGUUGAGAAAAAUCAGCGGCAUAACAUCUCUGAAGAUACCUGGAGGCAAGUUUUAGCUUUUAGCCGGUGUGUGCAUGAAAAUUUGGAAGGGUAUGAUCCUGAAGGAGCUUGGCCUGUUUUAAUAGAUGACUUUGUUGAACAUAUGUACAGGGUUUCAGGAUCUAAUGAAAAUUCUAACUUCAACUGUAACUGUGGUGAUUCAGAAUCCUGGUCAUGCACAUAUGAUGAUCCUCUUCCUGGCUUGAAGAUUUUACCUGGUUUGAAGAGGAAGUUACCUGGUGACCUUCAAAUUGACGAAAUGGAGUCCUCAGCCACCCUCUUCCCCACACAUCCUGCAGACUUGAAGCCUGCAUUAAGCAUUAAGAGAAGUCGACCGAUGUCUUACAUACCAGCAAACUGGGAGGACAAUACAACAGGAAGUACUGUAGAUGGCUGCAUGGAAAUCAUUAGACAUAGCAGUCCAUUGAAUUCUUCCAAAUCUCCAUGUGCGGUUGAAGGUUGCCUGUUGAAGGGAUUUGCAGGGCUGCUUUCAACACGUUCCUGUCUGCAGUUUGAUCGGGACAGGGGAGUUUCAUUUACAUAGGAAGUCACAAGUAUCAAAGUGUGUUUGAUGUGGAGAGAGAUAAGAUUUGACAUAUUUGGAUGCUUCAGAAAGCAAUUAGAGUUGUUUUCUGGGGAUGUCUGUCAUAUUGAUUUGUUGGCGAGUGUUAAUAGGCUUCUAUUGGGAUUUGAUAAAAUCAAUAAAAUUAAUUUGAAUUCCUGGUGUAUUGAGAUAAAUUGUCUGAA
Prunus mume (Japanese apricot) is the source of this 1253-nucleotide messenger RNA. RefSeq names its product defective in cullin neddylation protein (DUF298) (gene AAR3). The record is from RefSeq and is a predicted model, not a curated record. Gene Ontology annotation, biological process: protein neddylation. Gene Ontology annotation, cellular component: ubiquitin ligase complex. Gene Ontology annotation, molecular function: ubiquitin-like protein binding; cullin family protein binding; ubiquitin conjugating enzyme binding. NCBI's taxonomy places the organism in Eukaryota, Viridiplantae, Streptophyta, Magnoliopsida, Rosales, Rosaceae.